AUGGUGCAGGGCUACGCCAACCCUGAAGCUUGUAGCGGUGUCUGCGGCAACGCCCAUGACCCUGCUCUCAUCCGCCGUAGUGACGGCACUUACUUCCGUUUCUCGACGAACGGCGGAGUUGCCAUCCACACCGCCCCUGACAUUACGGGCCCCUGGACCUACAAGGGUGCUGUUCUGCCCUCUGGCUCUAAGAUCUCUCCUGGCAACACGGACGUUUGGGCACCCGAUGUUACGCUUAUUAAUGGAGUGUACUACCUCUACUAUGCCGUUUCCACCGCGUUCGGUGGUCAGAGUUCUGCCAUUGGUCUCGCCAGGUCCUCGACGAUGGAUGUGGGCUCGUGGACCGAUGUCGGAAGCGUUGGAAUCAAGUCUGACUCGUCGAAAGCCUACAACGCCAUUGACCCCAACCUUGUUAAUGCGGAUGGCAACUACUAUCUCAGCUUUGGUAGCUUCUGGCAUGAUCUUUACCAGGUUAAGAUGAAGGGCACCCCCACCGCUGCAGCCGGUGGAGCCGUCAACAUCGCCUACGACCCGGUCGAUACUGCUGAGGAGGGCGCCUUCGUGUUCAAGCACGGCAGCUACUACUAUCUCUUCUUCUCGAAAGGACAGUGCUGUAACCUUGACAAGAGCAGGCCGGCCACCGGUGCUGAGUACAAGAUCAUGGUUUGCCGCUCGAGCUCUGCUACUGGUGGCUUUGUCGACAAGAGCGGCAAGUCCUGCACCUCUGGUGGCGGCACAACUUUCCUUGAGUCUCACGGCUGGGUCUACGCACCUGGUGGUCAGGGUGUCUACCAGGACCGCACUUACGGCCCAGUUGUCUACUAUCACUAUGUCGACACCAGGAUUGGAUACGCCGACGGUGACAAGAAGUUUGGCUGGAACAAGAUCCACUUCGUCAACGACUGGCCUGUUGUGUAAACUUCGGGGC
Messenger RNA from Aplosporella prunicola CBS 121167, 928 nucleotides. RefSeq names its product glycoside hydrolase family 43 protein. Gene Ontology annotation, biological process: carbohydrate metabolic process. Gene Ontology annotation, molecular function: arabinan endo-1,5-alpha-L-arabinosidase activity. The coding region runs from base 1 to 918 and encodes 305 amino acids. NCBI's taxonomy places the organism in Eukaryota, Fungi, Ascomycota, Dothideomycetes, Botryosphaeriales, Aplosporellaceae. The record is from RefSeq and is a predicted model, not a curated record. The transcript is spliced from 3 exons.